AUGAAUAAUAAAAUAGUGCGGCUGAAUUUGAAAUCCUUACGAGUCCACGCAUCGGAGGCUGCAGCUUCGGAAGCCGAACAAAUAUCGAAACUGCGGGCAUCGCAAUCGCCAAUCGCGAUCUCGGUACACCGCUGCCCGAUAUGGUCAUCGUUGGAGCCCCUCCAGUUCCGUGACUACUGGGACAACGCAAAAAAAGGCACUUUACUGAACACGGGACAAACAGCGUACUUCACUUUUGACGGUUCAUCAAGACCACGACUGAGAGGCGGCCCAUUGAUCGGCGAGUACAUCUUCGAGCAGAUGCAUUUCCACUGGUCGGUGGACGAUUUCACCGGGUGCGAACACGUCCUCGACGGACACGGCUACGCAGCUGAAUGCCACUUGGUGCAUUACAACACCAAAUACCAAUCAUUGGAGGCGGCGGUGGCUCAUCCAGAUGGCUUAGCCGUCGUGGGUUUCCUGCUUGAGGUGGUCGACGCCCCCAAUCCCAGCUUCGAUGAGUUCGUCGAAGGCUUAGAAAAGAUAAAGAAACGCGACGAGCACGUGGAGGUAUCUUCAGAAUCGCUCGUAUGGAUGGACCGCGAAGAUCUAAGCAGCGGAAGUUAUGUAACGUACAAAGGAUCGCUAACUACACCUCCCUACACCGAAUGCGUUACAUGGAUUAUAUACGAGAAACCGGUCCAAAUUGGCAGUGAGCAGCUGGGGCUUCUGAGACAAUUGGAAGGCCCGGAUAGUAUCCCGAUCGAGAGGAACGUGCGGCCGACACAGAGGCAUCCGCCCGGGCACUCAGUAAUUUACGUUCAACAAGUGAAGGCCAAACUAUCUGAGUACAUGACACAACAAGAAGCUUUGCAACAUCCGGACGGUGUGGUAAUGGUUUGCUAUAUUAUUAAGUACGGCGUCAAUCCAGACGAACGUUUGGAAUGGGUCAUAGAGGGGUUCCAGAGGAUAAAGGAGGCGCAGACGUGCACACGCAUAGGCCCCUAUCCUAUGUCGCGCCUCUUGCCUAUGUUCUACGAGGACUACUUCCUGUACUGGGGAACGUUGCCGACCGUUAGGGGUGAAAGAUUCGUGAUACGAUAUUUGGUACCUCGAGCCACACUGUUCGCGUCGACAGAACAGAUGGCCCAAUUCCGGAAGCUGUGGAACCCUUGGGACGAACCCAACCUAGGUAAUUCCAGCCCUCUGCAAGAAAAACGGGAGAGAAAAGUGUUCCUCAUCAACCCGCAUUGGAACCAAUAUAACUCAUUGCUGCCGAUACCGAGGGUCCCAGAGGAUUCGAUAUCGGUCCUCUCACCCGCUUACCAAGCCAACCCCUGGAUGCUUCCCUCACAAAACAGGCCUGAGGAACCGCAAGAGACCGGAGAAAACGAAAAGGAGGAAUCUUUAAUGAAA
This is a messenger RNA of Iphiclides podalirius (scarce swallowtail), 1395 nucleotides long. NCBI's taxonomy places the organism in Eukaryota, Metazoa, Arthropoda, Insecta, Lepidoptera, Papilionidae. The record is from the annotation of a GenBank genome assembly.